Guyanagaster necrorhizus is the source of this 660-nucleotide messenger RNA. RefSeq lists its product as uncharacterized. Gene Ontology annotation, biological process: maturation of SSU-rRNA from tricistronic rRNA transcript (SSU-rRNA, 5.8S rRNA, LSU-rRNA). The annotation marks the transcript as partial. The record is from RefSeq and is a predicted model, not a curated record. Gene Ontology annotation, cellular component: nucleolus. The transcript is spliced from 4 exons. NCBI's taxonomy places the organism in Eukaryota, Fungi, Basidiomycota, Agaricomycetes, Agaricales, Physalacriaceae.
AGCUCUUCCUUCUCCUCAAAUGUAGUCGUAUUCUCGGAGGCUAGCACUUUAAAACUGCCCGACAGUAACUGUGUAGCCAAGUCUCAGAAGAAAGCCUUCAUGUCAUCCAAAGUAUCUAAACUGAGGGAUGAAGUUAAAGCAGAAAUAAAGGACACCGACGAGGAAGAGGAAGAAGACAGGACCAACGCGCAGAACGAUGCUCUCCUUCACCGCCUCGUUCAUACCAAACUAUUAUCUGGAUCCCUAAAACCUGACCUCGAUAUGAAACCUGCUGAACGAAAAAAGGCACUUGCAGGACGUGUCCUGGAGCUAAACGGCGGUGCAAAGUUGGGCCGCGGUGAGAAAUUCGUCCGGGAGGCCGAAAGAAACAAGGCGUCAAAGCAUGUACGUGCGGGUCUACUGGAGAAGGAAAAACAGCGACGUAAGGCACAGCUCGAAGAAGCUAAAAAUAUGGGUAAUUAUCACCAUUCCAUCAAGAACGUGUUCGAACAGCCUUCAGAUUCCUCCGAUCGGAAACGAGAACGUGGUUUACGGAUGGGGGUUGGCAAGUUCAGUGGAGGGCUGCUCAAACUUAGUCAGGAAGACAUCAGUAACGUUCAAGGCCGGUCACAUCGAGGCUUAGGCACUCGUGGCCAUGCCCGUAGUCGAAGGCGAAGAUGA